Daucus carota subsp. sativus is the source of this 1746-nucleotide messenger RNA. RefSeq names its product AT-hook motif nuclear-localized protein 10. The record is from RefSeq and is a predicted model, not a curated record. Gene Ontology annotation, molecular function: minor groove of adenine-thymine-rich DNA binding. Lineage: Eukaryota; Viridiplantae; Streptophyta; Magnoliopsida; Apiales; Apiaceae. Bases 1 to 990 code for a protein of 329 amino acids. The transcript has 5 exons.
AUGGAACCUGGAAAAAGUAAAGAGGUGGUGACAACCACAAAGCCAUCCUUUACUGCCUCUGCUGCAACAACUCAAGCACAUUCACAGCUCUUUAUAAGAAACAUAAAACCUACUUACAAUGCUCAAGGUACUCCUGUUCUCGAACCACUUACAGGCUCAUUCCCACCUCCUCAGUCACAACCGGCUGGCCGGGAGGCAGUCAUUGGCCUGCCACAUGAAGAAAAUAGGAGGGGUGGAUCUGUGAGUAGAAAGAGAGGUCGGCCUAAAAUGUUUGGCCCACAAGGAUGCAUGGCCUUCUCAUCUUACUCUCAGCUCCAGCAUUCAAAUGCCAAUUCUUCCCCGGGAGGUUCAAGCUUGAAAGCUCGAGUAAAAAGAGGCAGACCUCUUGGUGAAAUCAAGCAGCACAAAAUGGAGGCUCCUUUGGUUACCAAUUUAGAGUAUAAGCUCAAAUCUGAUGAGGUUUUCUACUUUGCAGGAUCAGCAAGCAGGGGAUUUAUUCCACAUGUGGUCACUGUGCAAGCUGGAGAGGAUGUGUCUUCCAAAUUAAUGUCAUUUUCUCAAAAUGUUCCUAGGACCAUCUGUAUUCUAUCUGGAAGUGGCGCCAUAUCUACUGUAACUUUACGUCACCCUGCAAGUUCUGGAGGAACUACAACAUAUGAGGGGCUAUUUAAUAUAUUAUCAAUAUCUGGCUCAUUUUCGCUGUCAAAAGAUGGCCAGCAGAGCAGAACAGGCGGACUAAGUAUCUCACUAGCCUGCCAAGAUGGUCGGUUUCUAGGUGGUUGUGUGGCAGGCCCCCUAAUAGCUGCAUCUCCUGUUCAGGUUGUUGUCGGAAAUUUCAUUGAAGAAGAAUGCCGAGAUCAUGAUGCAACUAACCAGAUACCUUCAUCUGCGACAGAGAAGUUCAUUCCGGGUGGGGAUUCUACAGGUCCUAGCAGCAGCCCACCAUCACAUGGAACUCAUAGUGAGUCCUCGGGCAGGGCAACCUAUUGACCAGGCCUGGCAGCGGCAGGCCAUUGAACUAUAGAGGAGAGUAUGAAACUAGAUUUCCAGGAAUGUCUAGGCUGUCUUGAAAAAGUUUUAAUUUCAUUAAGUUUCUUAUCAUGCUGAUGACUGAUGGAUUCUUGUUAUCCAGUUGAUUAGUGAACAGGAGUCAAUUCGGAAUUUGAGCACUUAAUGUACUGUAACUGUGUGAAAAAUAAGGCUACAGGUCAUGUUCCGGCUUAGCUCAGUGUAUUUCCAGCAGAUUGACUUGUAAAAGGGGGGUUUGAACACCAGAUAAGCAUUUGAGCAUUUUUAAACUUUGGUAUUUCUUUAAAAGUUAAAUUCUGAUCAAGAAAUUUGUUUUUGUUCAACAUGCUAUAUCUUCUGCAAAGCUUUCUUUACAGACUCAGAUUCAUCAUCUACAGCAUAAAAUUGCCAAACAGCAGCUCUCCAUCUCGAAUUUGAAUAACCAAGCUCAUCCAGUUCUUCAUCAAGUGAGUUAGAUCCUCUUAUCGCCCAGUCGACCAGUCUUAUCUUCAAUCACCUUUACAGGCUUACGACACAUUUUCCUGACAGAUCUAUCUGAGCACAACAUACUUGGGAAUUACCAUUCCAUUUCUUGUUUCAAUCAUUUUGUUUAUCAUGUCUUUCGCAUUGUUGAUCCAUCUUUUUUUGACAAAGGACCUUGGGUGCAUUCUGUGAAUUAAAAUUUAAGAUCCAACAUGAGUUCUCCAGUAAUUAUCUCAUUGUAAAUCUUAUGAACUA